Molecule: messenger RNA, 1492 nt
Organism: Nicrophorus vespilloides
Lineage: Eukaryota; Metazoa; Arthropoda; Insecta; Coleoptera; Silphidae
Product: obg-like ATPase 1
Exons: 10
Coding region: 103-1296 (397 amino acids)
Cellular component (GO): cytoplasm
Molecular function (GO): ATP hydrolysis activity; ATP binding; GTP binding
Source: RefSeq, a predicted model, not a curated record
AGAUCUCUCUUCUGUGUCCGACUUGGAUCGAUAGUGUGGUGCUGUCAAAUACACGUUGUUUUUAACCGGAAUUAAAAGGAAAAUAAGCGAAAACUAAGCAAAAUGCCGCCGAAGAAGGUGCCUGAGCCAGAACGGAAGCCACUCAUUGGUAGGGUUGGAACCAACCUCAGGGUUGGCAUUGUGGGUGUACCCAAUGUUGGAAAAUCCACCUUCUUCAACGUCCUCACCAAGAGCGCCGUAGCCGCUGAGAACUUCCCCUUCUGCACCAUUGAUCCUAAUGAAAGUCGUGUUCCAGUCCCGGAUACCAGAUACGAUUAUCUCUGUGAUUACUUCAAGCCAGCUAGCAAAGUGCCCGCAUUCCUGAACGUCGUCGACAUCGCCGGUUUGGUGAAGGGAGCCUCAGAAGGGCAGGGAUUAGGAAACGCUUUCCUCUCGCACAUCAGCGCCUGCGAUACCCUCUUCCAUCUGUGCCGUGCUUUUGAAGACGAUGAUGUAACGCACGUCGAGGGCGAGGUGGAUCCCAUCAGGGAUUUGGAGAUUAUCGGCGAAGAGCUGAGAUUGAAAGACGAGGACGCGCUGAUGAAGAAGUUGGAGAAUUUGGAGCGCACCGUCGUCCGCGGCAACGACAAGAAGAUGAAGCCCGAAUACGACACUCUGGUUAAAAUCAAAGGUGUCCUCGUUGAUGACAAGAAACACAUUCGUUUCCACGACUGGAAUGUCAAUGAAAUCGAGAUCCUCAACAAGCAUUUAUUCCUGACGUCGAAGCCGGCCAUCUAUUUGGUCAACCUCGCCGAGAAGGACUACAUCAAGAAGAAGAACAAAUGGUUGAUCAAGAUCAAGGAGUGGAUAGACAAGAACGAUCCUGGAUCCGUGCUCAUCCCGUUUUCGGGAGCGUUCGAGUUCAAGCUUUUAGAGAUGGAGGAAGACGAGAGGAAGAAGUACCUUGAGGAAACCAAGACGACCAGUGCUUUGGAUAAAAUUAUCGUUCAAGGAUACAAGGCCCUCCAAUUGGAGUACUUCUUCACCGCCGGCCACGACGAGGUCAAAGCAUGGAUCAUCCAAAAAGGAACGAAGGCCCCACAAGCCGCUGGUCGUAUCCACACCGAUUUCGAGAAAGGCUUCAUCAUGGCCGAAGUCAUGAAGUUCAUCGACUUCAAGGAGGAAGGAUCCGAAACCGCUGCUAAAGCCGCAGGAAAGUACAGGCAGCAAGGAAGGAACUACGUCGUCGAAGAUGGUGACAUCAUCUUCUUCAAGUUCAACGCCGGUGCGGGGUUAAAGGACAGCAAAAAGAAAUGAUUAAGGGUGCUCAUCUUCAUCCUCGUCUAUCUUUACAUCAACAUGAUAUUCUUUUUUCUAAGUGUUAACUGCUAAGUACACAGAAUAUUUGUUUUUUUUUCUACUUAUUUACUUAAUAUGAUUUGCUACCACCAACCACACACCUACCCGCCUUUUAAGAAUGGUUUAAUAAAAUAACUUCGAACUACAACAACAA